GCAGCGAGAACGACCCCUGGAAGGACCAAACCCGCGCACUGCUGCAUCCCCGCGUUCAGCGCCGACGUCCCCCGCCGCUGCCAUGCCCAAAAGAAAGGCUGAAGGGGACACUAAAGGAGAUAAAGGCAAGGUGAAGGACGAGCCACAGAGAAGAUCUGCAAGGUUGUCUGCUAAACCUGCUCCUCCAAAGCCAGAGCCCAAGCCUAAAAAGGCCCCUGCAAAGAAGGGAGAGAAAGUACCCAAGGGGAAGAAGGGGAAAGCAGAUGCUGGCAAGGAUGCAAAUAAUCCUGCAGAAAAUGGAGACGCCAAAACAGACCAGGCACAAAAAGCUGAAGGUACUGGAGAUGCCAAGUGAAAAUGUGUACAUUUUUGAUAACUGUGUACUUCUGGUGACUGUACAGUUUGAAAUACUAUUUUUAUCAAGUUUUAUAAAAAUGCAGAAUUUUGUUUUACUUUUUCUUUUUAAGCUAUGUUGUUAGCACACAGAACACUUCAUUGUUUUGGGGGGAAAGGAACA
Messenger RNA from Mesocricetus auratus (golden hamster), 517 nucleotides. RefSeq names its product non-histone chromosomal protein HMG-17-like. The record is from RefSeq and is a predicted model, not a curated record. The coding region runs from base 83 to 355 and encodes 90 amino acids. The transcript has a single exon. NCBI's taxonomy places the organism in Eukaryota, Metazoa, Chordata, Mammalia, Rodentia, Cricetidae. Gene Ontology annotation, cellular component: chromatin; nucleus. Gene Ontology annotation, biological process: chromatin organization. Gene Ontology annotation, molecular function: nucleosomal DNA binding.